CAGAGUUUGUGGUAAGCAGUUUGAUCAGUUGCUGGUUGGCAAAAGAUAGAAUAUUUCUAUUAAACAUAUUCAGUAUUCAAUAUCCAUGUCACAAACAAAUCCAUUGUUUAUAACCGAGCAUGGUAUUUAAAUAUAUUGCUUUGUGAAGACUAUCGGAGAUGAUCCGGAUGACUGUACUCGGGAUUCUCUGCUGGGUUCAUGCAGCUGCUGCAGGAACUCACUCACUGCAGUUUUUUGGAAUGGCGACCUCAGAAGGGACUAAUCUUUCACAGUAUGUGUAUGUGGGGAUGCUGGAUGAUGUGCAAUACGCGUCCUUUAACAGCACCAUGGAUAAACCUGUCCUCCGAACAGACUGGAUGAAUAAGAUUAAGGGUCGUGAGUUCUGGGAAAACCGUAGCAGGUAUAUUCUCUGUAAUCAACAAAUCUUAAAAUGGAGUUUGAUAAAUACAGUCCAGCACUUCAACCAUAUUGGAGUUCACACUUUCCAGAACGCGGGUGGCUGUGAGCUGGAUGAUGACGGGACCAAGCGGGCAUAUUUGAAUCAUGCGUAUGAUGGGAAGGAUUUUAUUAGUCUUGAUGUUGAUACCAUGACCUGGGUCGCUGCUGUGCCGCAGGCUGUCUUCUAUAAACACAAGCGAGAAGCUGACAAAGCCCAGCAACAGAUCACUUUCAAGUUUUUUGAAGACGAUUGUUUCCAGUCGCUUCAGUGGUACAUCCAGUAUGGGAUGGAGACCCUGCAGAGGAAAGUCCGCCCUGAAGUGACGCUGAUACAGAGGAAAGCGCAGGAAUCUGCAGGAACGGACGUCAUUUGCCACGUGACGGGGUUCUACCCCCGAGAGGUUGAGGUGAACUGGAUCAGAGACGGUGAGGCUGUGCUGGAGGAGGGGGUGUGGAGUGGAGAGGUGCUACCCAACGGGGACACAACCUACCAGCUGAGAAAGAUCCUGACAGUGAGUCCUGAGGACCAGAAGAAACACAGCUACUCCUGCCAGAUGGAGCACACCAGUCUGGAUGAGAAGAUGGAUGUGAAAUGGGUUCCAGAGGCUGCUCUCAACAUGGGGUUUGUUGCUGCUGGUGUGCUGGCUGCUCUGGGUCUGAUCAUCGCAGUGAUCAUAGGAUCUCUCAUCUGGAAGAAAAGAGCAUCAGGUGCCGGGAGCCCUGACUACACACCAGCGCAGACAAAGGAACAAAGUGAUGCUUCAUCUAACUCAUCCAACUCCACCAACAAUGACAGGUGUGACCCCAUUGCAGAGAAGCUGAUGACACAGACAGAAUAAACGACUCAGCUGAGGCUUCAUCUUUUACACUUCAUUGUGCCUGAUGUUACCACACAGAGCAAUCGCACAAACCAAUAGACAAGGAAGCUGUGUGGCAGCCAUCUAUGUCAAUUUAAAAAUGUGAAUUCAUUUGUAGAAUUAUUUUAUGUCAUGUAUUAUUAUUUUACGGAAGUGUUGAAAUGUACAGAAGAUGUUCACUUUUCAGUGUACCUGUAAUAUUUCUGUAAACAGUAAAUGUAUAUAUUAGUGUCACUUCUUUAACUUCUUUCAGUCUAAAAUAAUGUAAUGAGUCAAACUCUCUGAAAAAAACAUUCAUUAAAUAACUCAAGUAAAGCUUUCUGAGGAGCAUCUUCAAAUGUGAUCAAGAGUAUCAUGUGAAGCAUAAAUGUGUUUGUGAAGGCUGGGAGCCCCGCACAUGAAAAGAGGGCAGGGCAGAGCCCUGUGUAAAAUGUACUUGUUUUGUAUUUUGCUUUAAAUGUAUUAUUUGUUUAUUUUAGAACAGGGUACCCCUCCGCUCCUGUGCAGUUUAUCAUUUUAGAACCGGGUUACCCCUCUGCCCCUGUGCAAUUUAUUAUUCUGUAUUUGUUUUGUGGUGUUAUUAUUAUUAUUAGUAUUAUUAUUAGUAUUAUUAUUAUUAUUAUUAUUAUUAGUAGUAGUAUUAUUAUUAGUAUUAUUAUUAUUAUUAUGGUGAGUUAUUAUUAUUAUUAUUAUUAUUGUGGUGUUUUAUUAUUUGUAAAUGUGACGGUGAAGAGUCGUAGGUUUUGUUUGGCAGCGUGGAUGGGAGGCCCCAUCCACAAUUUUACAACCUCGUGGUAAUGUGUGGCUGUCGCUAGUGCGUUGUUAAACUAGCCGGCAGUCACACGUAAUUAAUAAACUGGUGCAGAUUGUGGCUGAGGGGUAAUAGAAUCAUUACUAGCUAGUUAAACCCCUCGGCACGGUAUAUAAACCUGCAGCGCUCUCAGUUGGGGGUGGAGAGUAGUGGGGAGAAUGCGAGCGAGAGAAGGCGUCUGAAAACAAAAGAAACUAAGAAACCAAGGAUCAGUGAAGGCUGCUGCCCAGCCUGACUUGUAUUCCUCAGUGUUGGUGAUGUUGUUUUGUUUGAUUUAUUUUACUCUGUGUGUUUAUUCUUGUUAUUUAAAUAAACGGCGCUGCAGCGUCUUUGUGCACUGCAGUAUUUCUCCUU
Messenger RNA from Acipenser ruthenus (sterlet), 2460 nucleotides. RefSeq names its product major histocompatibility complex class I-related gene protein-like. The coding region runs from base 159 to 1277 and encodes 372 amino acids. The record is from RefSeq and is a predicted model, not a curated record. Gene Ontology annotation, cellular component: external side of plasma membrane. Gene Ontology annotation, biological process: immune response. The transcript has 8 exons. NCBI's taxonomy places the organism in Eukaryota, Metazoa, Chordata, Actinopteri, Acipenseriformes, Acipenseridae.